AUGGCUCUUGCAUUGAGUGUUGCCCUAGGCUUGGGCUUGGGUGCAAGCCAAGUGAGCGCCAGCCCAGUAAAAGCCACCGGCUUGGAGCAGAUUGAGCAUGUCGUCCUCUUCAUGCAAGAGAACCGAGCUUUCAACCAUUAUUUUGGAACAAUGGCCGGUGUAAGAGGUUUCAAUGACCCCAACGUUCAGGUCAAUUCCGAUGGUCGCUCCGUUUGGUACCAAAAGGUCGAUUCGACCUUAUCCAAUGCGACCGAUUACCUCCUGCCAUGGUAUCUCAACUACCUAGGCGGAGACUGGUCAGAGGCCACUCAAUGCAUGGUUGCAGGAAGUAACGGUUAUAGAUCCAAUCAAUUGGCUCUCAAUGGCGAUCUCAACAACCAGUGGGCCACCCACAACACCCCUUGGAGCUGGGGUUACUUCAAGAGAGAAGAACUCCCCGUUCACUUUGCCAUGGCCGAGGGAUACACUAUCAGCGAUAUGUAUCAGGAAGGUCAGAUCACGGCGACUAACCCCAACCGUGCGACUUGGGUUAGUGGAACGAUCAAUGGUACUGGUGCUGUUUAUAUUGACAACAAUGAAACUCCUGGUUGUGAAACCGGAGCACACGGAGCAUUUUCCUGCUAUCCCCUUACAUGGGAGACAACAUUCGAGAUCUACGAACGCCUCAAUGUGUCGUGGCAAGUAUGGCAAAACACCAACAACUAUGACGACAACCCAAAUGCCUGGUUCAAGCAGUACCAAGAGGCUGCCUCCGACUCUCCUUUGUACAUUCACGGUAACUCUUACCAGUACAGUCUUGAUGACUUUGUUGCGGCGGCGGCCGCCGGUACUCUCCCCCAAGUGAGUAUCAUCAUCGGACAGGAACAGUUGUCGGAACACCCCCCUUGGCAGCCCAAGGAUGGAGCUUGGUUGCACCAGCAGAUCUUUGAUGCCGUUGUCAAGAGUCCCAAGUACGACUCCACCGCGUUGUUCAUCUCUUACGAUGAAACUGGCGGUUGGGGUGAUGCUGUUGUCCCCUUCCACUCCCCCGCCGGAACCAAAGGUGAAUGGAUCGAAGAUCCCCUUGGUGUCUUCGGCCAAACCUACACUGGUCCUGGUUUCCGUGUCCCCUCCUGGAUUGUCUCACCCUGGACUCGUGGUGGACGAGUUUUCGGCGAGCACUGUGACCACAACUCUCAGAUUCUGUUUAUUGAGAAGUGGCUCGCAGCCAAGGGCUACAACAAUGUUGAGCUCAAGGGCAUGGAAGCUUGGCGCCGUGAGAAUAUGUGUGAUUUUGUCAAUGCUUUUGACUUUGCCAACCCUGAUUACAGCAUUCCCCAAGUUCCUACUGCCGAGGCUCCUCACACUGACUCCAAAGGCAACUUUGAUGGUACCAGCCGCUGUGAAUCAACCUUCUCCUCUACCAGACCACCAGUGCCAUACGGCAAGCAGACUCUUGAGGAUUCCUUGUAUUUCGAAAACGGAUUCAAGCAGGUUAUUGGUUCUUUGACCGAGGGCCGCUAUCUCACCUUUGAAUCAAACGGCUAUGCCUUGACCAACCCUGCUUCUACCAAGGGCAAGGGUACCAAUGCUCUCACAGCAACCAAGACCACAUCCAAGCACGACAGCAAGGACCAGCGCUGGGUCAUCCAUGGUUCCCACGGCACUUUCCAGAUUUCAAGUGCCCUCGACGGACAAUUCAUUGGAAAGAACGGCAAAUUAGUCGCUGCCAGUGAGCAAGCAAAUUCCGCUGCCAACUUCGAGAUCACAUUUGAAGCUGGAAAGGGCUAUAGUGUGCAGUACAUCGGUGGCAAGUACUUGACCAUCAAGUCGAAUGGAAAGGUGGACAAUUCGGGCAACAAAGCGGCUGGAUAUGAGGUCUACAGUGUGUCGUAUCACAACUAG
This is a messenger RNA of Talaromyces marneffei, 1884 nucleotides long. RefSeq lists its product as uncharacterized. Lineage: Eukaryota; Fungi; Ascomycota; Eurotiomycetes; Eurotiales; Trichocomaceae. The record is from RefSeq and is a predicted model, not a curated record. Gene Ontology annotation, molecular function: hydrolase activity, acting on ester bonds. Bases 1 to 1884 code for a protein of 627 amino acids. The transcript is spliced from 5 exons.